AUGGCGACUGAGAACACGAGGCCGAUUGUUAUAUCCGGUCCCUCGGGCGUGGGGAAAGGCACCCUCAUCGACAUGUUACUCGCCUCGCAUCCCGACCGGUUCACCAAGACCAUCUCACACACGACUCGACCUCCUCGCCCUGGCGAGACUGACGGCAACCAAUACUUCUUCAUCAGCGAGGCCGAGUUCGCGUCCCUCGUCUCCCAGGACGCCUUCCUCGAGCACACUCUCUACAGCGGCCACCAUUACGGCACCAGCAGCGCCACCGUGACGGACCAGCAGGCCAAGCGGCGCGUCGUCAUCCUCGAGAUUGACAUGGACGGGGCGCGGCAGGUGCGCGACCGUGGCGCUGUGGACGCCCGUUUUGUCUUCGUCAGGCCGCCGAGCUUGGAGGCGCUCGAGGCCAGGCUGCGAGGACGCGGCUCUGAGUCGGAGGGGAGCCUGCGGCGGAGGCUGGAGAGCGCGCAGAGGGAGAUGGCGCAGCUCGACUCCAGCCACGGGCUUUACGACAAGGUCAUUGUCAGUGAUGACUUGAACAAAGCGUACAAAGAACUGGAGCAGUUUGUGCUGGGCACGGCGACGGUUGCCGAGCGAGCACAGGCCCAGCCCGCAGGAGAGUAA
Messenger RNA from Cordyceps fumosorosea ARSEF 2679, 621 nucleotides. Its product is annotated as guanylate kinase. Bases 1 to 621 code for a protein of 206 amino acids. The record is from RefSeq and is a predicted model, not a curated record. Gene Ontology annotation, cellular component: cytosol. Lineage: Eukaryota; Fungi; Ascomycota; Sordariomycetes; Hypocreales; Cordycipitaceae. Gene Ontology annotation, biological process: purine nucleotide metabolic process. The transcript has a single exon. Gene Ontology annotation, molecular function: GMP kinase activity.